This is a messenger RNA of Aedes albopictus (Asian tiger mosquito), 6727 nucleotides long. RefSeq lists its product as uncharacterized. The transcript is spliced from 2 exons. The coding region runs from base 602 to 6727 and encodes 2041 amino acids. Gene Ontology annotation, biological process: DNA integration. Lineage: Eukaryota; Metazoa; Arthropoda; Insecta; Diptera; Culicidae. The record is from RefSeq and is a predicted model, not a curated record. Gene Ontology annotation, molecular function: nucleic acid binding.
GCACAGCCCCAUACCACCUUUCGACAGCGCAACCAUUGCGCAACAUGCGGUCCACACCAGACGAGACCACCCCGGUGAUGGAUUAACCGUGAGUAGAGCAUAGAUGUCAGAAGGUAUGUUGCGUGAGAGGGAGAUGGUAAAAAUAGAAAUGGUAAAUAAAAUCAUAAACAAAAACAGAACGAAGAAUGAUCAAAAUGGUCAACCUAGGCUUUGAGUAAAGAAGUGUAGUUUAGGGAGUUUGAACUAUUUAUCAGAUAAUUGCGAUUGCUAAAAUUAGCUUACGUGCAAAUACAGAGAGUUUGUGAUUGAAAGCUCGUCCGAAGGAUAGGUGAAAGCGCCGUUGAUUCGACCGUGAGCCAGCAUACCUGUGAGGAAAAGGAUUAAUACAGAAAACUAUAAAAUGUAAGUAAUAAUAGAAAAUGCUAAAAAGAAUGACUGUUAAAGUGCCAAUUUGUCUAUUCCUAUUGUUUAUUUGUAUCAAUAAAAUUAGUUUCAAGCUGUUGCAAAAGUUUAACUGCCUGCUGUGAAAAUUCAGUUUUCUUAGGGUGGUCCAAAAAGGAACAAUCUUGAAAAUUUUAUAAAGUUCCGACCAAACCCAAAAAUGCAAAGUCCUGAUAAGACAGGUUUUAAUUGCGCGGCUUGCGACCGUCCUGAUGACGAGGAGUCGCAAAUGGUAUUUUGUGACCACUGCCAGCGGUGGUAUCACUUCGGCUGUGUUGGCGUCUCAGCUGAUGUCAAGGACGUUUCUUGGUGCUGUCAGAAGUGCGUCGGAAGUGAAAGUGAAGGUGUUGUUCCUGCUGAUGUGCAAGAGGGGCUGCAAGAGCUCGAAGCGGAGAAGGCGAAGCAGAAGCGGGAAAUGGAGAAGGAGAAGAUUUUGUACCGGAAACGUCUGGAGAUGAAGCAGGAGCUGUUCGAGAUGCGCCAGCAGCUGGAGAAAGAGAAGCGGGAGAUGGAACUCGAGUUCGAACAGGCGCAAAUGGCGAAGAAGCUCGCGGAAGAAGAAGCCCAUCAGCGGAAACUCGACCAAAUGCGGACGGAGAUGGAGGAGAAGCUGAAGCAGUUGAAGCUGAAGCGGAAUUCAGGAGCGGCCGAUGGUGAAAAGGAGCUGGAGCAAGCUGUCGGAGGCGGUAAAGUGGGAAGCUCAAAAAGCGGAACAAAGAAGAAGACGGAAUCGGAGCAGACGAAGCCGGGGAAAGGACUCGAGAAGCAAAAGUCGAGGAAUGGAAAGCCUGGAAAAGCGGAUGCGACGGUAGCGGACUUCGAAGAUCCGAGAGGAGCGUACCAGAAGCACUCGACUCCGAAAGUUUGUCCAUCCAGUCUGCCGGAGAGUUUUUUGAUCGGGCGUGGCGGAGAUUCGACGCCACUUGGACGACCAGGGGUUCCCAAACCCGAGAAGGUGAAAACCAAGAAGAUGAAGAAAGUGGUGGAAGUUGUCGAAUCGGAAAGCGCGAGUUCCGACGAAGAAGAAGAAGAAGAGUCCGCUGAAGAGGUGGAAAGCUGCGAAGAAGAAGAAGCAAGUUCCAGCGAGGAAGAGGAGAGCUCCGCAGAGGAGGAAGAUAGCAGCGAAGAAAGUUCGGAAAGUUCCGAAGAAGAGAAACAGGAAGAGAAGCCUCGUCGGAAAAGCGGAAAAGAGAAGGAUGGGCGGAAGAAUCGGCAACGAGAACCGACGAAGGCGCAGAUGUCCGCUCGGCAAUUCCUGUCCAGAAAGUUGCCAACGUUUUCUGGCAGGAUGGAAGAAUGGCCGAUGUUUAUCAGCAGCUACGAGACGUCGACGAAGGCGUGCGGCUUUUCCGACGUGGAGAAUUUGGCGCGGCUACAGGAGUGCCUGAAAGGAGAGGCCCUGGAGGCGGUAAGGAGCAGACUGCUUCUGCCGAAAUCCGUCCCAAAGAUUGUGGAGACACUGCGCAUGCUGUACGGCAGGCCAGAGCGACUGCUCAAUAUGCUGUUGGCGAAGGUGCGCAAUGCAGCGCCACCGAAAGCGGAUCGGCUGGCGAGUUUCAUCAGUUUCGGAGUGGUAGUGCAGCAGCUUGCCGAUCACCUAGAAGCGACCGGACUAACGACGCACUUGGUCAACCCGAUGCUGAUCCAGGAGUUGACGGAGAAGCUACCGGCUGGCACCCAGCUGGAAUGGGUACGAUAUCGCAGGAAGACCAAAGUGGUGACGCUGAGGACGUUAUCAAAUUUCCUGUCAAGCAUCGUGAAGGACGCUAGCGAAGUAGCAGCGUAUGGAGAAGGUACCCCCCGUUCCGGAGAAUCCGGAUCGAAGAAAGGAUCGAGAAGCAGAGCGCACGACGGCUACGUGCACUCGCACGACGUGGAAGAGAAUAGGAGUUCGAGUCCACCCAGGAGGGAGAGGAAGCCCUGCCGGAUUUGUGGCAGAGUGGAUCACCGGAUCCGGAACUGCGAGAAGUUUCGAAGGCUCCAACUCGGAGAGCGAUGGGAAGCGGUACGCAGAUGGAAGUUAUGCCAACUGUGCCUGAACGAGCAUGGUACCGCCGGCUGCAAGCUAAGCUUCCGCUGCAACGUCGAAGGCUGUAAGGAGCGUCACAACCCGCUGCUCCAUUUUGUCAGGCCAGCCGCAGGGCUAAACUGCAACGUUCACGCCGCGCAGCCAAAACAAACCGUGAUCUUCCGGAUGAUGCCCGUCACGUUGCAUUGUGGCAAACACUCCGUGAACACUAUCGCGUUUCUGGAUGAAGGAUCGUCGUACACACUGGUCGAACGGGCACUAGUGAACCGUUUAGGAGUCCGAGGCGCGACACAGCCCUUGCGCGUAACUUGGACCGCUGGAGUUUCCCGGAUCGAGAAAGACUCGCAGUGCGUGAGUCUCUUCAUCUCGGCGAGAGGAUCCACACAACGUUUCCAAAUAAAGAGCGCCCACACAGUGGAGAGUUUAAAGCUUCCACAACACACGGUAGCCAUUUCGGAAGUGGUGAGGCAAUAUGCGCAUCUCCAAGGCCUACCGAUCACCGACAUCCAGCAUGCCACUCCACAGAUUUUGAUCGGGCUGAAGGAUAUUCACCUUUACGCGCCGUUGGAAUCGCGAAUCGGCCGACCGGAAGAGCCGAUAGCAGUAAGGUCGAAGCUAGGCUGGACCGUAUACGGGCCGACAGGACCGGGAAACGUGACUAGCGGAAUGGUCGCGCAUCAUUCGUGCAGCCCGGUGUCCAAUCAGGAGCUUCACGAUCUCCUGAAGAGUCACUACACGCUGGAGGAGUCCGGCAUUUCCAUCGCCUUGCUUCCGGAGCCGGAAGAAGACAGAAGAGCGAAGGAGAUUUUGAAGAAGACGACGAGGAGGAUCGGCGAUCGUUUCGAGACGGGUUUGCUGUGGAAGGACGACAACAUCGAAUUUCCCGACAGCUACCCUAUGGCGGUGAAGCGGCUGAUGUGUUUGGAGAAACGCCUGCGGAAGGAUCCCGAGCUGUAUGUCAAAGUCCGUACCAUGAUCGCCGACUAUCUCGUGAAAGGCUACGCACACGAAGCGUCGGAGUCGGAGCUGCUAGCGCUGGACUGCAGCAAGGUGUGGUACGUUCCGCUGAAUAUCGUCUACAAUCCGAGAAAGAAGAAGUUUCGUCUGGUGUGGGACGCCAGAGCGGAAGUUGGAGGAGUGUCGCUCAACUCGAAGUUGCUGAAGGGACCGGAUAUGCUGACUGCCCUGCCGGCGGUGAUAUGCAAGUUUCGGGAGCGAGAAGUCGGUUUCGGCGCAGACAUAAAGGAGAUGUACCACCAGCUGCGGAUUCGAGAAGAGGACAAGCGAGCUCAAAGGUUUCUGUUCCGAAACGAUCCGUCGGAGAAGCCGACAGUGUAUGUGAUGGACGUAGCGACCUUUGGGUCGACGAGCUCGCCAUGCUCGGCGCAGUACGUCAAGAACCUAAACGCGAAGGAGUUUGCGGGACAAUUCCCAGCGGCGGCGGUGGCCAUCGUUGAAAACCACUACGUCGACGAUUAUUUCGACAGCGUAGACACGAUCGAGGAAGCUGUCAAACGGGCUAAGGAAGUACGAUACGUCCACUCCAGAGGCGGUUUUGAGCUCCGCAACUGGGUCUCCAACUCUGAAGAGUUCCUGGAUGCUAUGGGAGAGCGAAAAGAGGAUCAGUGCGUGUGGUUCAGCGAGGAUAAGGAGUCUGGAUCCGAGCGAGUACUGGGGAUCGUGUGGAGCCCGGCAAGUGACGAAUUCUCGUUCUCCACCAAACUGAGAGACGAUCUGGAGCCGUUCCUGUCCGGCGAGAAGCUGCCGACCAAAAGGAUCCUGUUGAGCUGCGUGAUGAGUUUCUUCGAUCCGUUAGGACUGUUGUCCAUUUUCACAUUCUACGGGAAGCUGCUGAUUCAGGACCUGUGGCGUACCGGAUGUGAGUGGGACCAGCAGAUCGACGAAGAGUGCGCGGAGAAGUGGAGCAACUGGAUCCGGAGGCUUCCGGAAGUUGAAGAAGUCCGCAUUCCCCGCUACUACUUCCGUGGCGGAUUUUCACUGCGAUACGACAGCCUACAGCUGCACGUUUUCGUAGACGCUAGCCAGGACGCGUACGGUGCCGUGGCGUACAUCCGCAUCGAGACGGCCACCGGGCCGUUAUGCUCGCUCGUGAUGGCGAGAUCUAAGGUAGCACCGCUGCAGCACAUGUCCAUACCGCGACUGGAGCUGCAAGCUGCAGUGUUAGGAGCGAGGCUGGCGAACUCCGUCGGCGAGACGAUUUCGUUGGAGGUAAAGAAGCGUUUCAUGUGGUCCGACUCGAAGACCGUGCUGUCGUGGAUCCACUCCGACCACCGUCGGUACAAGCAGUUUGUGGCGUACCGGAUCGGCGAGAUCCACAGUCUAACGAAGCUUGUAGAAUGGAGAUGGGUGCCGACGAAGUGCAACGUGGCCGACGCGUUAACGAAGUGGGAAAAGGCGCACAGCCUGCGACCAAGCGGACCAUGGUUUCGUGGCCCAGACUUUCUGUACCAGCCGGAGGAUUUUUGGCCGGAGCAAGAGGCAGUGACACCGAACACUAGCGAGGAGACCCGAGCGUGUUUGCAUUUCCACGAAAUUGCAGUCACUGAGCCGAUGGUGGACCCGCUGCGGUUUUCGAAGUGGAAGAUUCUGGUCCGGACGGUAGCGUGCGUCUACCGGUUUGCAUCGAACUGCAGAAGGAAGAGAGAUGGGCUGGAGAUCGAAGUCGUACCGGCCACUGCAAGAAUCAACAGCGUCGUGAAGAAACACGUGCGAACAAAGCUAGUGCCGCUGAAGCGGGACGAAUACCGGAAAGCGGAGGCGUAUCUCUGGAGGUCGGCCCAAGCCGAUUGCUUCGGAGACGAGGUCUGCACAUUGGUGAAGAACCAGAAGCAGCCAAACCAGCAGCAGCAACCAGUAGAGAAGAGCAGUAGCCUGUACAGCUUGAGCCCGUUCCUGGACGCCGAGGGUGUACUACGGAUGGAAGGCAGAGCGGCGCAAGGAUCGUCGCUACCAUUCGAGCUGCGGUUUCCGAUUAUUUUGCCGAAAAAGCAUCCGGUGACCGACAAGCUGCUCGACCACUAUCAUCAGCGAGUAGCUCACGGGAACACGGAGACCGCAGUCAACGAAAUUCGGCAGCGUUUCUACGUCCAGAAUCUGCGAGCGGAACUGAAGAGAAUCGGAAGAAUGUGCGUCUGGUGCAAGGUGCAGAAGUGUCGCCCGUCGAACCCGAGGAUGGCUCCGUUGCCGGAGUCGCGAGUGACGCCGCAUCUGCCACCGUUCAGCCACACCGGCGUGGACUACUGCGGACCGCUGACUGUUACUGUCGGUCGCAGAUCAGAGAAGAGGUACAUCUGCCUGUUUACCUGCAUGACGACGAGGGCUGUCCACCUUGAGGUCGCUCACAGCCUGACGACUCAAGCGUGUCUGAUGGCCAUACGGCGGUUCGUGUGUCGCAGAGGGAAGCCGCUAGAGUUCUACUCGGACAACGGCACAAACUUCCAAGCAGCAAGCAAGGCCAUCAUGCAGCGAAUCGAGAUCGAGUCAGAGGACGAAUUCACGGAUUCCAGGACCCGCUGGAAUUUCAACCCGCCCAGCGCACCUCACAUGGGUGGGGUUUGGGAGCGAUUGGUUCGCUCCGUGAAGGCAGCACUGACCGUGCUGAACGACGGGCGGACAAUAACGGACGAAGUACUACUGACGACGAUAGCGGAGGCCGAAGACCUCAUCAACUCCCGGCCACUAACGUACGUUGGCCUGGAACCAGGAGCAGAGGGAGCGUUGACGCCGAACCACUUUGUUCGCGGUGUUGGCGCAAUCAGCGAAGAGCGCUCAGUUCCACCGACGAGCGAGGCCGAAGCACUACGGGACCGCUACAAGCGGUCACAGCGACUGGCGGACAAGCUGUGGGCUCGGUGGGUGUCCGAGUAUCUGCCAUCCAUCAACCAGCGGACGAAGUGGCUCUCCGAGUCGCCGCCACUAGCGUGUGGUGAUCUAGUGUACAUCACCGAUGAGGCCGUGCGAAAGAGCUGGAUCCGGGGCAUCGUGACGGACGUCUACCCGGGAGCGGACGGCAGAAUCCGGCAGGCCAUGGUCGAGACGAGCAAGGGUAAGUUUAGGAGGCCGGUGACCAGACUGGCUGUGCUCGAGGUACAGGAGGGUAAAUCCGGUGCAGCCGAGGAGCCCCACCAGAGUUACGGGAGGGGGUGUGUUGGCACAGCCCCAUACCACCUUUCGACAGCGCAACCAUUGCGCAACAUGCGGUCCACACCAGACGAGACCACCCCGGUGAUGGAUUAA